Molecule: messenger RNA, 3411 nt
Organism: Thermothielavioides terrestris NRRL 8126
Lineage: Eukaryota; Fungi; Ascomycota; Sordariomycetes; Sordariales; Chaetomiaceae
Exons: 2
Coding region: 117-3191 (1024 amino acids)
Biological process (GO): transmembrane transport
Molecular function (GO): oligopeptide transmembrane transporter activity
Source: RefSeq, a predicted model, not a curated record
UUUCCUCUUCUUGUCUUUGCCAUCGGUCCCAAUGGUGCGCUUGUUCGGAUGCUCGAGACCCCACAAUCGCGCGUCACACCCCACGCUCGCGCCCCCAGGCUGUCUGCCGCCAACCUAUGACGCCCCGCCGCGGCAGAAGCGCUCCAUCCCACCAGCAGCUUGGUCAUUCUGACGAAGCAUUCCGGCUGCAACCCUUGGUCCCCAGACCUGCGGCCGCCGACGACCCCCGCGCCCGUCGUCCCCGCACCCGCGACCCCGAGACGGCGCUGCCAUCGCACGACCGGACCGAGCCGCGACCUGACGAUCCCCAUGGCCGCGCACCCGAGGCGACCGUGGCCACGGCGGACCAGACCCAGAGCAACAGCCCGAGCGAGCCGGCAGCCGGAUCCAUGACCAGGCUUCCGCCCCCGCCUUCGCCCCUGCUGCGCUCGGCCGCGGGCUUCACCAGUCCCUCGUACGGCUCCAUCACGCCGCGUCCGUCCGACGAUAGCGCCGAUGAGGGGGUUGCCAGCCCUCUGUUGCCGUCUCGGAAGCCCUCGGAUGCAAGCGCGAGUGGAAGGUCUGAGGGGGGCGAGCGGGGGCUGCGACGGCGGCGCGACAGCUCCCAGCCCAGGUCCCCGACGUUGAGACGGCAAGCGAGACAGUCGGAGGAGCUCGGUGGCUCGACCAUAAUCGGCGGCCUCGAGGGCCGCUUCGGCACCACCGAGACUCCCCUCCUGAACGGUCUAGCCGACCACGAAGAGGGCGAAGGGCAGGACGAUGCUAGGUCCUAUGUCGCGGAUUCCGAGGUAGACGAGGACGAGGACCCGCCGGACAACUCCCCGUACGCUCAGGUCCGAGCCUCCGUCUCGCCGACCGACAACACCAGCCUGUCGAUCAACACGCCCCGGAUGUGGGCCUUGUCAAUACUCUUCUCGAUUCUCGGAUCUGCCACCAAUUUGUUCUUCUCUCUGAGAUACCCCAGUGUUGCGAUUACACCAGUUAUAGCCCUGUUAAUGGUCCAUCCUCUUGGCCUCCUGUGGGAUUACCUUCUAAAGCGGCCAGACGAUCCCCCCGAGGAGUUCCUCGAUGGGUGCCGCAUCGGUAACAGCUCGCCAGCCGGCACCCCGCGCGCGCCGCAUUUCCUUCCGGCCGAGCGCCGGGGCCGCCUCGACCGUCUGCGGUUGUGGCUUGCGCAGGGCUGCUGGAACGAGAAGGAGCACACCUGCGUCUAUGUGAGCAGCAAUGUGUCCUUCGGGUUCGCCUUCGCGACAGACGUCAUCGUGGAGCAAACCCAGUUCUACAAGCAGGAGGCGAGCAUCACCUACCAGCUCCUGCUCACAUUGUCCACCCAGAUCCUGGGCUACACCUUCGCGGGGCUCACUCGCCGCUUCCUGGUGCGGCCCAGCGGCAUGAUAUGGCCGGGCACCCUCAUGUCGGCGGCCAUGUUCACCACGCUGCACAAGGAGGAGAACAAGGAGGCCAACGGCUGGCGGAUCAGCAGAUGGAAAUUCUUCUAUGUCGUCUGGCUCGGCGCCUUCCUCUUCUACUUCCUGCCCGGCCUCCUGAUGCCCGCGCUCAGCUAUUUCAACGUCGUCACCUGGUUUGCGCCCGACAAUGUUGUCAUUGCUAACCUGUUCGGCGUCGUCUCCGGGCUGGGCCUGUUCCCGAUGACCUUCGACUGGGCGCAGGUCGCCUACAUCGGCUCGCCGCUGCUCACCCCCUUCUGGGCGGCUGUGAACGUGGUCGGCGGGCUUGUGGUGGUCAUGUGGAUCAUCGCGCCCAUCGCUUACUACAGCAACUGGCUGUACUCUUCCUACAUGCCCAUUCUGUCAGCGGCUGUCUUCGACAACACCGGAAACGUGUACGACGUCAGCAAGGUGCUGACCAAGGAUUUCCUGUUCGACAGAGAGGCCUACUCCAAGUACAGCCGCGUCUUCCUGCCCAUCACGUACGUGCUGAGCUACGGGGUGCAGUUCGCCGGCCUGGCGUCGCUCGUCACACAUACGCUGUGCUGGCACGGCAGAGACAUUUGGACGCAGUGGAAACGGUCGCUGGAGGAACCAGACGGCGAGCCCAAAGGCGCGUAUCAACCCGUGGCUGGGUCGAGCGAGCGGACUGCCCGGCCAUCCGACGGUCGCACUGCCAGGGCGCACAGAUCGUCUCUGAGCACCGACAAUCUCUUGAGCCGCGAGGACGUCCACAACCGUCUCAUGCGGCGGUACAAGGACGCCCCGAUGGCGUGGUAUCUGGUUACUUUUGCCUCCAUGACAGCCAUAGGCAUCUUUGUCGUUGAGUACUACCCCGUUCACCUGCCCUGGUAUGGCCUACUGCUCGCCCUCGGCAUCUGCGCCGUGCUGUUCAUACCCAUCGGCAUUAUCAUGGCCGUGACCAACCAGCACUCGUCCAUCUACCUCAUCUGCCAGCUCAUCGCGGGCAUCGUGUUCCCCGGCCGGCCGGUCGCCAACAUGGUCUUCGUCACGUACGGUUACAUCUCGUCGGCGCAGGGGAUCAAGUUCGCCGCCGACCUCAAGCUGGGCCACUACAUGAAGAUCCCGCCGCGGAUCCUCUUCGCCGUGCAGGUGGCCGCCACCACCGUCUCCUCCCUGACCCAGAUCGCCGUCCUCAACUGGAUGUUCGCCCACGUCCCGGGCCUGUGCACCCCGCAGGCCGUCAACGGCUUCACCUGCCCCAUCGCCCGCGUGCACUUCAACGGCAGCAUCCUGUGGGGCGUCGUCGGCCCGGCCGAGUUCUUCGGCCCGGGCGCCCUCUACCGCCCGCUGGUCUGGGCCUUCGCCGCCGGCGCGCUCCUGCCCCUGCCCCUGUGGCUGUACGCGCGCAACCGCCGCCGCCGCGGCGCUUCCCUCCUCCGCCGCGUCAACCUGCCCGUCCUCUUCGGCUCCCUCGGCUGGAUCCCCCCCGCCACCGGCCUCAACUUCUCCGUCUGGGCCCUCGUCUGCUACGUCUUCAACCGCGCCCUCCGCCGCCGCGCCCCGCUCUGGUGGGCAAAGUACACCAUGACGCUGAGCGCCGCGCUCGACUCCGGCCUGGCGUUUGGCAUCGUCGUCGUCUUCUUCGGCUUUGUCUACCCCGGCUGGAUGCGCGGGUUCAGCUGGUGGGGCACCGAGGUGUAUAAGCGGGGCUGUGACUGGCGGGCUUGUGCGUACCGGACCGUGCCGGAGGGCGGGAGGUUCGGGCCCGAUGUUUGGUGAUGCGGCUGUUGUUUGGGCCGCCGAGGAGAUGUUCGGCGAGUGGGCCGUGGAGGUGUCAGGCGAGAGUUGGGUAGGGUGUGUGCUAUAUAGGUGUAUAGCUAGCUGUCUCAGAUGGAUAAAUCCCUACCUGAAUAAACUGCUCGAUGCUCCGUGUGAGGGGUAUCCUCAUCGGACUGCGGAAUGGCCAAGCGGGCUUACUCGUACAAACAACGACCAUGUA